Molecule: messenger RNA, 3552 nt
Organism: Acanthopagrus latus (yellowfin seabream)
Lineage: Eukaryota; Metazoa; Chordata; Actinopteri; Spariformes; Sparidae
Gene: ascc2
Product: activating signal cointegrator 1 complex subunit 2
Exons: 19
Coding region: 110-2479 (789 amino acids)
Biological process (GO): regulation of DNA-templated transcription
Molecular function (GO): ubiquitin binding
Source: RefSeq, a predicted model, not a curated record
UACUGCGCAUGCGUCUUACUAAAAUAACAAAGUAUGUCACUUCCUGGCCCAACACAGGUGACUAGAAAGCGUUUGGAAACUGAAACUGUCGAAAGCUGUGACGACUUUGAUGAAAUGGCUUGAAAAGAGUCACAGACAGUCACGUCACGAGAAAAAAACUAGAGAGGGAGAAGCCAUGGCCUGUGCCCGAGUGCCUCUAGAUGAGCAACAGGUGACUGAGCCUGGCCCGCUGGGGAAAGAGCACACACUGCCUGCACUGCACCCGGUCAGGAAGGAGGAGCGCUGUUUUGUGCCUUACAAGUCACCGCCAGAAGAUGGCUCUCCUGCUGAGGUGGAGGAGUUUUUGGAACAUGCCAAAUUCAUCACAGAGGACCUUGAGUGGCUGCUCGCGCUGCCCCAUGACAAGUUCUGGUGUCAGGUGGUGUUUGAUGAGUCUCUGCAGAGGUGCCUAGAUUCAUACCUCCAUCACGCUCCUCGUGGCCUCGACCCUGCCACACUGCCCUCCUCCCCAGCCGUGGCCGACAUGCAGCGCUCUGUCCACAGGGCGGUCUUCUUGACCUUCCUCAGGAUGGCCACACAUAAAGAGUCCAAGGAGAACUUCAUCACCCCGGCUGUGUUCGGAGAAAUUAUCUACGAGAACUUCCUUUUUGACAUUCCCAAAAUUCUGGAUCUAUGUGUGCUCUUUGGGAAGGGCAACAGCCAGCUGCUGAAUAAGAUGAUAGACAACAUCUUUACACAGCAGCCAUCUUACUACAGUGACCUGGAUGAGACGGUUCCCACUGUGUUACAGGUGUUUGACACAAUCCUGGGUAAGUGUGGCCUCCACUGUGAAGGAGCCACAGCCAUGGAGCCGCUGAAGCUAGGCACAAACAAACAGCCCACUGCCAUGACCAUGAGCCAGCAGGAACUUGUAGAUCUUAUUCUAUACCUGUGUGACUCCACCACCACCAUCCAUGCCUUCCUGGACAUCUUCCCUGCCGCCUGCUCCAGCUUCCACUCCCACAGUUUCCUCAGCAGACUGACCUCAUUUUAUGAGACCGCUGUGCCUGACCUUGAGAAGGCAGUGAGGAAGAGAAACUUUGAUGAUAAAAAUCUUCAGGAGGACUUGUGGAAAAGGUUGUCCCACUCCUGUCGUAAGAUGGUGGAGACGGCUCACCUGCUGCUACACCACACCUGUUUACAGCCAAUCCUGGAGGGGGGAGAAAACAUGCUAACAUUUGCAGAGGAGCUUCUACAACAUUUCACAUCUUUUUUAACUGAGAAAAGGUUCUUGUCGGACUAUGAUGAGCAGUUCCCCAUUGCAGAUGACGUCAGCCUCUUACAACAGGCCCUCCCUGUCAUUGAUGAGACCCGGACAUCCUACCUGCUCCAGGGGGUGGAGAGUGCCUGGGAAAGUGUGGGACGACGGAAACCACAGAGCCAGAUUCAGCACAAAGCACCGUCAGCUUCAGCUUAUCAGGGAGCAGAGGGCGGUGCUUCAGCGGGCUUUAGACUUCAGGAGGACAGAGAUGCAGAGGGAGGAGGAGGAGACAGCAUGAGGGGAGCAGAGGCCAUGUUGGAUGUACCCCUAAAAGGAAACAAUGGUGCGAUGUGUCCGGUGAGCGAGGCGGAGCUGGAGUCUCUGUUGUCAUGUAUCAGGGACCUGCUGCCUGAUUUGGGCGAAGGCUUCCUGCUGGCCUGCCUGCAAGAGUACGACUACAACUCAGAGCUGGUCAUCAACAACAUCCUGGAGGACCGUUUGGCCCCCAACCUGGACAAACUAGACCGAGCCAUGCCAAGGCCAUUGAAGGAGGAGCUUCCAAACGUUAUGGACAGCAGAUCCAACGUGUUUGAUGAUGAUGAGUUUGACAUCUUCCGUAGGGACAAGGUGGACAUGUCCCGCAUCUGGAAGGGCAGGAGGAAAGGCGAGAGCGCUCGAGAGAUGCUAAACGACAAGCAGCAUGUAGCUGAGCAAAGAGCUCGUUAUCAGGCCUACGAAACGGUGGUGGACGAGGUUGUCAUCGAACCUGGUGAGAGUGCGGAAGCCUACGGCCUGGAUGAUUACGACGAUGAGUACGACGACACCUACGACAUGAACCAAGUGGGAGCUAAUGACCUGGAUGGAGACAGUUUACUCAACAGAAGGCCUUUCACGGUCCCACAGGUACUGAGAAAAGGAAACAAAGCACAGGAUGAUGAGGAGGGUGAAGACGAAGACGAGGAGGAGACUUUACCGAACAACGUUAACAGGGACCAGUUUGUGCAGGACCCGGCUCUGCUGAGGGAGAGGGCUGAAGCUAGAAGGGCAGCCAUGCAGCAAAGGAAAGGUUUCCGACCGGAGCGUCCCAGUAACGUGGUGGGCAAACCCAAAGGCCAAGGACAAACCCUGGAGACAUUCCUGGACCGACGCAAAAAGGAGGCCAAUAAGAGCCGCACGUCAAACCACAACCGCCGCACAAUGGCCGACCGCAAGAGGAACAAAGGCAUGAUCCCUUCCUGACCCCUGUGAUGAUGACCUGCUGCUGGAACCAAACAGACGGAUAGUAUGAGGGAGGGACGGAUGGACUGCAGGCAGGCGACAGCGUGUGAGUCAGUGGAGGGAAAAAAGAGAAUCUAAGGACAAAUUUUUGUUCUGGGUUAAAAGUUGUGAAUGUAGUACCCACAAUGUGUCCCCACAAUCACACCUUAGCCAUGCAGUCGCUGUCUUAGCUCAAAGGAAAAGCAACAGAAGGUUUUUCAGUUGUUGACAGAUGAAAGGUUCAAAAGUUGCUUUAGUUUGCCGACUUUCUUUGGCCACAUUUUGGCCUUUUGUGAUGCGAAGUUGCCAAGCAGCUUGCCGAAAUGUUUGAGAAUAUGAACAUCUUCUUUUAGUGUUUGAGCCAAAAGGACGCUCAGCUCUUUGGCCCAAAUGAUUUUCUUUUAUAGCUCAUUAAAUACCAAAGUCCCGAGUGUGAGCCAGAGACCGAGGACAAUGAAUAAGACCUUCAUUUUUGCCAAGUAACAAAUCAGUUUAUUAAGAUCCAGAGUGACUGAUCUUUGACAUCAUCGUUAUGAAAUAGACAACAUAGGAAUAAAAGGAAGCGACAUCCAGCGCUUUGGAGAGACUGUAGUCCCUUCUGUAGCUGGAAGAACAAUUUACUGACCCGGUGAUCAAGUCUGGACAUCAGCGGCAGACUGUGUUGCUCUCACUUCUCGUCCUGUAAGAGAAGCUUGUGUGAAAGCUGCUAGCAUGUAACAUUCAAGUGCAUGCAUGUGAUGUCAUCCACCCAGUUCACACCACUGCUGUCCAGCCUUUGUAAAACUGUAACAAAUAAGUCUAGAAAAAGAAAUCAACUCUAUGAUCAUCUCAUAGUGAUGCUGAUGUGUUUUGGAAGCACGUGCUGUACAGAGAGGCCUAGCAUCUCUCACAUUAGCUGUGGAGAAGCCUCCUAGAUGUUGCCAUGCACACACUAUUUUCUAUAAAGAGAACAGAUCUAUAAGAGCAUUUUGUAACAAAAAAAGCACACGUUAUCGCUUUUUGGAGUUGACAUUGCAAAUAAACAUAAAAUAAAUACAAUAAUACUGUUUUCAACA